AUGGGUAUAACUGCGACGAAGGCCACUGAGUCAACAUCCUGUUCGCACCAGUCUGACGAGGCGUCAUCUGCGGAUGCAGCACAACACGAGGGCCAAGCUGUUCUGGAACAAACCGCUGUCCCUGACGCAGCAGUUGGACAGCCGGAAACCGUGACCUCCGAAGGGGAAAUGUCGAGCUCUACAGCAGCAUCUCCAAGUAGUAUGAACGAUACAAGCGAC
Messenger RNA from Amoebophrya sp. A25, 219 nucleotides. The record is from the annotation of a GenBank genome assembly. Lineage: Eukaryota; Dinophyceae; Syndiniales; Amoebophryaceae.